AUGUUUCAAAAGACAACUCUCUACAUCCCCUUCGCAAUCCUCCUCAUCAUCGCCACCGUCCAACUCGCACUCGUCUCUCGCAUGGUCGCUUUCUUGCAUAUUCAAAAGACCGAGAUUGGUACGUAUUACAUCCUCAACACCAAUACCAGCCCAACAGACAGCAAUGGUUUCUAUCUCCACGUUCUGCCUGAAAAACUCUCUCUAAAUCAGGGACAUGUCACCAAUGGCGCGGCUGGAUAUGGCGUUGUAAUGAGUAUUGCAUCUCUGGUGGCAUGUGUAUUUCUCCGGAGGGAUGCGUAUCAUCAGCGCCACAAAGUUAUACUCCUAGCCAUCACCAUCGCCAUCUCACUCCUCGUACUCUUCAUACUCACAGCCUUAACCUACGUCUUAGCCGUAACGUAUCUCACCAUCGAUAACAAAAUCGACAUCGAUAACAAAAUCGACAUCGACAUCGCGCGCACCCUUUCACCUACAGGACCUCAGGUAGUGGCAUACAACAUCGACAGCUGGACGCCCGAAACAUGGUAUCAAGCCUUGCUGUUGCUGCCGCUCGAAGUAUCCACGGAGUCGAUGUUAUCCGCAGCUGUGUCGGAGAUGGUUGCUUGGCGGGCGUGGGUUACGUUGUAUGAGAUUGUUGCGAUGGUGGUGACGUGGUGGACAGGGAUGACAUAUUUGAGGGAGUGGAAGAGGGAGGAGGAGGAGGAAGAGGAGUUUGUGACGUAUAGGAUUGGAAUUGCUGAGCGUAGGAAGUAA
This is a messenger RNA of Talaromyces amestolkiae, 753 nucleotides long. RefSeq lists its product as uncharacterized. NCBI's taxonomy places the organism in Eukaryota, Fungi, Ascomycota, Eurotiomycetes, Eurotiales, Trichocomaceae. The coding region runs from base 1 to 753 and encodes 250 amino acids. The record is from RefSeq and is a predicted model, not a curated record. The transcript has 3 exons.